Molecule: messenger RNA, 965 nt
Organism: Sphaeroforma arctica JP610
Lineage: Eukaryota; Ichthyosporea; Ichthyophonida
Exons: 1
Coding region: 299-637 (112 amino acids)
Source: RefSeq, a predicted model, not a curated record
CUCGGAAUGGAUGGGUCCGGUGGCGUCACAGGCUCACGCCAUACGAUAAUACUGCAGAAGUGGUCACUAAAUUGAAUAUCCAGUGUAUUUACAUGGGUAUGGGAGGACAGAAGAAAAAGUCCUCACUUCACGAAUUACAUCUACUUUAUUGUUAGAUGGUUUAGCUUCGACCGGCGUCGCCACUGAGUUCAAAACUAGCGAGAUUGUGUUUCUAGUCUCGGACUGGAUACCAAGGGUUUUAGGAGUGUGAGAUUUUAAUGGGAUUCAACACUUUACAGCAAUAUCUUAUUGUGACUACAUGGGAUACGAUAUGUCUGUCACUCUAGCACAUUUUGCACUACAAUUUAAUACGGUUAUGUUCUUGGUGCCGCGGGCUCCCGACUAUAUUACCCCAAUGGACGAACUCAGAGUUCCGGACCUGGAUGCAGAGGUGAAAGAGUACGACUUUACUGGAUUUGACCGAUUGGCAAGGUUGUUAAAUAAGUCACCGGAACAGGUACAACAGUUGAAGGACGGGUUCAAAAAGGUACGAUUCGAUUCUAACAACACGAAAAUGAUCAAGUACGUUGAUGCUAAGCUACAGCUGAAGGAAGGAGCGCAGCCAUCCCGACAAAUAUCUUUUAGAUCCGGUAUUUAAGGAAAUAGAGCUUCUUAAAGUAGCGCAACUUCAGAAAGCCGAGCCUGGUGAUAAAUACAGCCGAAGGGUUAGCUCAGUAGAAACGGUAGUGAAAGAUAAGAGCAAGGUGCCACAAUCGAAAGACGACUACCGCAUUACAAUCAAUUAUGUCCAGGUCAACGAAGAAACCGUCCGUAUAGCGUUCCAACUACCAAUGGAAACCGAGCUAACGGAGCAUUGUACUAAUGCAGUGAUCAUGACAGUUUGUGAUAUGGCUGGGUCGUACCACCAGCUCCACCUCGAUGAAGAGUCACGAGGCAUACUCACCUAUGUCACUGCUGACGGGGAU